AUGGAUUUUUGGAAGCAGCGCAAUAAUUUGCUCGAUCUGCUGCGUCGCUGCUUACUUCAGUAUCCCCCUCUGAAGCCAGUGGCCGAUGUCGCUGGAAAUGAAGCACCGACCUUACGACAGUUUGAUUAUAUCGGGGGUGGCUGUGCGGCCGGGGGAUGCGUCUGUCUACUUUUGGGUCUCACACAAGGACCUGUCGCAUCAUGGUCUCCUUACACAUAUGUUCUUAUUAUCAUCGGUCUACUACUUCUGGUUGGGCUCUUCUUUGCCGAACGAGCUGCUAUUCGACCGCUGAUUCCUAAUCGACUUUGGCGAACACCGGGUUUCACCCCGCUCAUGAUUGCUUAUUUCCUCGGGUUUGGAUCCUUCUUCGGCGCCUGGCAAUUUUAUGCGAUUCAGUUCUGGCUUCGCAUUCAGGGCGCUACACCCCUAGAUGUGGCACUAUAUCACAUCCCGAAUGCCGUUGUUGGAGUCAUUGCAACGUGGGUUGUGAGCCGGACUCUUCAUAUUGUUCCUGGUCACUACAUCUAUGCUGUAUCAAUGCUGGCCUUCACACUUGGCCCGGCUUUCUUUAUUCCCCAGACAGCUACUACCAUGUACUGGAAGCUGUCUUUCCCCGGUGUGGCUCUAGUGACCUUCGGACCGGAUCUGGCAUUUGCUGCUGCCUCAAUCUUCAUCACAAGCAAUGUCGCACGUUCAUACCAAGGGAGUGCGGGGAGUCUUCUGGUGACCAAUCAAAACUUAUCUUCAGCGAUCUUGACGAGCGUCGCGGAUGCAAUCGGUACACGCGUCAGCAAAGGUGCCGAUGGAGAGAUUGGACUUGAAGGUCUUCGGGCCAUCUGGUGGUUCGCCCUCGCUGCUCAGUUGACUGCCGCAUUUGUCACUGUGGUCUGGGUGCGGAUUCCCAAGGAGGAGGAGAAGGAACACGUUACCUAG
Molecule: messenger RNA, 933 nt
Organism: Penicillium macrosclerotiorum
Lineage: Eukaryota; Fungi; Ascomycota; Eurotiomycetes; Eurotiales; Aspergillaceae
Exons: 1
Coding region: 1-933 (310 amino acids)
Cellular component (GO): membrane
Source: RefSeq, a predicted model, not a curated record